This is a messenger RNA of Bufo gargarizans (Asiatic toad), 3859 nucleotides long. RefSeq names its product casein kinase 1 gamma 1 (gene CSNK1G1). Lineage: Eukaryota; Metazoa; Chordata; Amphibia; Anura; Bufonidae. The coding region runs from base 529 to 1911 and encodes 460 amino acids. Gene Ontology annotation, molecular function: protein serine/threonine kinase activity; ATP binding. The transcript is spliced from 13 exons. Gene Ontology annotation, cellular component: plasma membrane; nucleus; cytoplasm. Gene Ontology annotation, biological process: signal transduction; peptidyl-serine phosphorylation; endocytosis. The record is from RefSeq and is a predicted model, not a curated record.
CGGGAUACCGGGGCGGAGCGACUAACCGGAAACAACGGAGUUUGGGCUUUUUUUUUUUUUUUUUAGGCACCUGUCUAGUGUGGGACUGCUGGGAGCGUGAAUGGUUUGUUGGACCGUUGGCUGCUGUAGGAUGUUGUAGCCCGGGCAUCCGCCACCGCCCUGUAUGCUGGAAGCUGACAGACCCAGGAAGUGCGGGCCGAGCGCCGGUCCUCCCCUAUGAGAUCUGCACAGGAGCCUGCAGCCGUCUGGACGUAGGUGGCAAGCGGAGCCAUUGUCCCUGUAAGCCUGCCCAUCCCAGCGACACCCGCAGGACACAAGGAUACUAUGGGAAGCCUCCACCAUGAAGUUGCUGAGUGGAUGUGAGAUGGUACCUUGGCAAGUCUGUGCGGUGAUGUGAUCAGCUUCUUUGGCCCCUGCGGGUACUCUGCUGGGUCAUUUUUGGCCCCCCCACUGUUUUCUGCCUCUGUGGUUUGGGAGUCUCCUAGCAUCAGCUGGGAUUUGGAGGAAUAGCUCUUAUGGUAUAUUAACAUGGACCAUAGCAACAGGGAGAAAGAUGACCGACCACGAGCAACUAAAGCUUUGCCAGUACGGACUGGUCAUAGCUCCCGGCCGUCCAGCUCGACCACCUCCUCAGGGGUUCUUAUGGUGGGACCCAACUUUAGGGUGGGAAAGAAGAUUGGCUGUGGAAACUUUGGGGAACUACGGUUAGGCAAGAAUCUUUACACAAAUGAAUAUGUGGCAAUUAAACUGGAACCAAUUAAAUCUCGUGCUCCUCAGCUUCAUCUGGAAUAUCGGUUUUACAAGCAACUAGGGAGUACAGCUGAUGGGCUUCCCCAGGUUUUCUACUUUGGUCCUUGUGGAAAGUACAAUGCCAUGGUACUGGAGCUUCUGGGUCCGAGCUUAGAAGACUUGUUUGACCUAUGUGACAGGACUUUUACCUUGAAGACUGUGCUCAUGAUAGCUAUUCAGUUGAUCUCAAGGAUGGAAUAUGUGCAUUCUAAGAACCUCAUUUACAGAGACGUUAAGCCAGAGAAUUUCUUAAUUGGUCGCCAGGGGAAUAAGCGAGAACAUGUCAUCCACAUUAUUGACUUUGGACUGGCCAAGGAAUAUAUAGACCCAGAAACCAAAAAGCACAUACCUUAUCGGGAACACAAGAGUUUAACUGGAACAGCAAGAUACAUGUCCAUAAACACCCACUUAGGAAAAGAACAAAGCCGAAGAGAUGACCUGGAGGCACUGGGACAUAUGUUCAUGUAUUUCUUACGAGGGAGCCUUCCAUGGCAAGGCCUAAAGGCAGAUACACUGAAGGAGCGCUACCAAAAGAUUGGGGACACGAAACGUAACACUCCGGUAGAAGUCCUCUGUGAGAAUUUCCCAGAGGAGAUGGCGACUUACUUAAGAUAUGUAAGAAGGCUGGAUUUCUUUGAGAAGCCAGAUUAUGAUUAUUUGCGGACGCUGUUCUCUGAACUGUUUGAACGGAAAGGAUACACCUAUGACUAUGUUUACGACUGGGUUGGCAGGCCAAUUCCUACUCCAGUGGGAUCCGUCCACGUAGAUUCCGGAACCUCUGCGAUAACCAGGGACAGCCAUGCCCAUCGGGAGCGGCCGUCACAGACCCAGCCCCUGAGAAACCAGACGGGCGCGCCAGACCGCCGAGGAGCUUGGGAGUUACAGGCCAGCCGACAGGCUCACCCCGCUUACCUGGCACCUCACCUGGCAUCAGACCGGCAUGGGGGAUCUGUGCAGGUGAUGAGUUCAACAAAUGGGCAGCUGAAUGCUGAUGACCAAACAGGGGGUCACUCCAAUGCACCGAUCACAGCGCAGGCCGAGGUGGAGGUUGUGGAAGAAGCUAAGUGCUGCUGUUUUUUUAAAAGAAAAAGGAAGAACCACUCUCAGAGACACCAUAAGUGAACUCCAUAAUCCACUUGGGAGGAAACUAUCAGAUUAGCGUCUACAGUGUCGCUGUGUCAAUGACUCUAGGGCAUUGGGGGUGAGGAUGUAGGUUCCACGUGGUGUAAAUCUUCAGGGGGAAAUUGGACACCAGAAAUCCGAAUGUCAUUGGAUGCAAAGGAAGGCCGCCCCAGAAGUGGUUCCUGAGUUGAGGUGCAAUAAUGCCGAUCCCUCAGAGCCAAGAGCCCUAAGACAAAGGGCCGUACCUAUGGCUCAGAACAGGGACUGCCGGGGACCACUCUUCCAAUCCAUUUGUAUUAACUACAUAGGUUACUGCACUCCCUCGUUGCUUGAAUGAAAGAUGUCCUUACCACCACUAACCCAUUUUCUCCCUUAAUAGCCAUGGUAGGGGGGUUGCAUCUCACAGCUCCCUAAAAGUCCCUCAUCCCAGUAUCUAAGACUGGAGGGAAUAGAAACUUGACUACAUUUUAUUUAGAAAAAAAAAAUGGUCCCAACCUUUUGGUCCCAAAUUAAUUUUUUUUUUGUUCCCCUUCUAAUCUUCCUUUUUGUAUCUCCUGAGAAAUAAAGUAUAGACAAUUUAAAGCAUUCCACAGUAGAUGGCCCGCUUCCUGCAUGGGUAAAUGCCUCACGGAGUCUGUCUUGCACUACUGGCUUUAAACUAAAUAUACCUUUUUUUUUUUUUUUUCCUUUUUUUUUAUAUUGAUAAGACGUGUACAUUCUCUCGCUCUGCUGCACGUUCACCUCGGAGCGAGGCUUGGGCUCAGGUUUUAGAAUGAUGAAGCCUUGUUUCCCUGCUUAGCUUUAUGUAGACAGCAGACCACAACUGAUUAAACUGAGGAGAAGUAUUUAGAGUUGCUGCUUCAGGGGAUAAAAAAAUAAAAUCAGAUCGGAACUGAUAAAUGGACUAAAUACUAUGGGAAUACCUCUCUAUGCUUGAAUUCUUACUGUAGAUCAUCUUGCAAUGUUAUACUUUUAAUAGGAACCAUCUGAAUCCUUUGGUUUCAUUUUAGCAUGGUAUUUUAGACUAUACCUUUCCUACAAAACAAUACUUUGUGUUUUCAAUUACUGUGGCGGGUAACCAAUGUUCCCCUGUUAUAGCAUACACUGAGUUUGGCUGCAAAAAACAAACAAACUGUGAAAUGAUUUUUUUUUUUUUUUUUUUUUUUACAACUAUUUUAUCUUUAUCAUGGCUGGUUCUAGGUUUUUAUAUUUGGACAAGGUUUUAUUUGUCAGUCCAGAUGUUAUUUUGUAGAAUUUUCUUUGCUGGAAUCAUGAAGUCUAGAAUUUUGUAUCCAUGCAUUGAGUAAGCAGACUUCAAAAUGGCCAUAUAUAAUAUUGCAGUAAGCCAACCGUGCGCAAGUCUGGUGUCAUUCCGAAGUAAGCCAUUCUGAUUUCUGCAUCACAUUUCCAUGGUCUCCACCAAGAACCAGUAACGAAUCCUAUUCUUUUUCAGUUUCAAGAUUGUGAAUUGCUACUCCAGCAUUAUAUAGUUCAGCCUUUGAAUGCCGGAAGUGAUUAUUUCUCGCGCACUGAUGAGGCCGGGAUACCUGGUGGUAUACAAAACUAAGGUUUCCCUUCUGAUCCAGUGUCUUUGAUUUGAUUCAGAUCAGUCUUCAUUUCAAGCUUCCAGACACUGAAAACAAUUGCCACAAGGAUAUGCCUCGUGUAGAUGUUUUAAUUUUUUUUUUGUUUUUGGCGUUAAACAAGGACUUAAGUUAUUCCUACUUUCGUUUCAUGGAUGGAUCAAUCCCUUCCCCUCAGGAAUCAUCAACGAUGUCCCUUCAUUGUACAGAUCAAUUGUUUUUUUUGGUUUUUUUCUUCCUUUUUUGUAUUUUUAAAGGUAUAUUUAAUUUAGAGUAUUGCAUUGCACUGUAGCUAAAGGGGGAUUUUUUUAAGCUGUUUUUUGUGUUUCUUUUAAGAACUUUAAUAAAUGUUUGUCUGUUAAAUG